AUGCCGAUCGGAGCCGGAGAGGACCUCUGCCGCUUGUCUGCCUACCUAGAGGAGCUGGAGGCCGCCGAACUGAAGAAGUUCAAGUUCUACCUGGGCUCUGGGCAGAAGGGGAGCCACGCCGCCAUCCCCUGGGGGCGGAUGGAGGCGGCAGGGCCCCUGGAGAUGGCCCAGCUGCUCGUGGCCCAUCUGGGGACCAGGAAUGCCUGGCUGUUGGCUCUGAGCACCUUUGAGCGGAUCCACAGGCGGGAUCUGUGGGAGAGAGGACAGAGAGAGGAUGCAGCUAGGGUUACUCCACUUGGACCAGGCCUGCUGGGGAGUCAGUCGGCGUUCUCUCCGGAAACCUGUCCUGGCCCUCCAAGGAAAGGGCCCGGGGAGUACUACCGGGAGCAUGUGCGCAGGAGGUUCGGGCUGAUGGAGGACCGCAAUGCGCGUCUCGGGGAGUGCGUGCACCUGAGCCACCGCUACACUCGGCUGCUGGUGGUGAAGGAACACUCGAACCCCACACGGACCCGGCAGAAGCUUCUGGAUACCAGCUGGGGGCCCCCGGGGUCCACAAGCCUCCAGGCCAGCCUCAUCCAGAUGGAGACCCUGUUCGAGCCGGAUGAAGAGCGGCCCGAGCCACCCCGCACCGUGGUCCUGCAGGGCGCAGCGGGCAUCGGCAAGUCCAUGCUGGUCCACAAGCUCAUGCUUGACUGGGCGGCCGGGGAUCUCUUCCAGGACAGGUUCGCCUAUGUCUUCUACAUCAACUGCCGGGAGAUGAACUGCGGUGAUGUCCACUACAGCACACGGGACCUCAUCUCUGACUGCUGGCCUGAGCCCGUUGCACCCCUCCAGGAGCUCCUCAGGGCUCCCCAAGCCCUGCUUUUCAUCCUCGAUGGCUUUGAUGAGCUGAAGCCUUCUGCCCACGACCCUGGGGAACCCUGGUGCUCCGGUUGGGAGGAAAAGCGACCCCCGAGGCUCCUCUUACACAGCCUGAUCCGGAAGAAGCUGCUUCCAGAAGUUUCCUUGCUGAUCACCACGCGGCCCUCAGCUCUGGAGACCCUGCAGCCUCUGCUGGAACACCCCCGGCACGUGGAGAUCCUGGGCUUCUCUGAGGCCCAGCGGGAGGAGUACUUUUCCAGAUUCUUCCCCGAUGCCCGGCAGGCGCAGCAGGCCUUCGGCCUGGUGCGGGAUAAUGAGCCGCUCUUCGCCGCAUGCUUCGUGCCGCUCGUGUGCUGGGUGGUGUGCACCUGCCUGCGGCAGCAGCUGGAGGCCGGAGGGCUCCUGAGACAGACAUCACGCACCACCACAGCUGUCUACCUGCUCUACCUCCUCAGCCUGGUGCCGGGGACCCCCACGCACCAGGGCCCCCGCAGCCACCCAGGGCUCUGCUCCCUGGCUGCCCAUGGCCUAUGGAACCGGAAGGUUCUGUUCCUGGAGGAAGAGCUCCUGCCCCACGGCCUGGAGGGUGCCGAUGUCUCCGCCUUCCUCAACACGCACAUCUUCCAGAAAGACAUCGGCCGCGAGAAGUUCUACAGCUUCACCCACCUGAGCUUCCAGGAGUUUUUUGGGGCCCUGUUCUACAUCCUCGACGGGGUGGGCCCCGAGCGCGCAGUGACGCAGCUGCUGGCUGAAUAUGGCUUCUCAGAGCGGAGCUUCUGGGCUGUCACCGUCCGCUUCCUCUUUGGGCUCCUCAAUGAGGAGCUGAGGAACUUUCUGGAGAGGCACCUGGGCUGGAAGACAUCACCGCAUAUCAAGGCCCAGGUACUGGAGUGGCUGGUGAGCCAGGCCCGCAGCCAGGGCCCCAGGCUGCAGCACGGCGCCCUGGAGCUGCUAAGCUGUCUGUACGAGAUCCAGGAGGAGGCCUUCGUCCGCCGGGCCCUGCACCAUGUCCAGGUGCUCCACGUCAGCCACGUGGCCACAGCCAUGGAGCACGUGAUCUGCUCUUUCUGUGCCAGGCACUGCGAGAACGCCGAGGUGCUACACCUGCAGGGUGCGGCCUCCACCGAGGCUGGGGACCAGGACCUCAGGACCGGGCCUGCCGGAGGCCCCAUACCGUCCACGCAGCCACCCGAGAGGAACCUGCUGCCCAGCGCCUACAGCGAGCACCUGGCUGCUGCUCUGGGCAACAACCCUGGCCUGGUGGAGCUGGCGCUGUGCCGCAGUGCCCUGGGGACACGCGGGGUGCGGCUACUGUGCCAGGGCCUCACACACCCCAGCUGCAGGCUCCAGAACCUCAGGCUGAAGAGGUGCCACGUCCCGGGUGCUGCCUGCAGGUACCUGGCUGCUGCCCUGACCUCCAACCAGCACCUGCUGCGCCUGGACCUGAGCGGGAACGGGCUGGGCUCCGAGGGCCUGGCGCUGCUCGGUCGCGGGCUCCGGCACCCCCGCUGCCGGCUGCAGAUGCUCCAGCUCAGGAAGUGUCUGCUGGACGCCGAGGCUGGUAGGGAGUUGGCUGCGGUGCUCAGUGCCAACCGGCACCUGCUGGAGCUGGACCUGACUGGGAACCUGCUGCAGGAUAUAGGCCUGGAGCGGCUCUGCGAGGGCCUGAAGCACCCUGGCUGCCCACUGCAGAUGCUGUGGUUGAAGAUCUGCCACCUCACAGCUGCUGCCUGCGUUCACCUGGCUGCGGCCCUCGGCGCCGGUGCUGCGCUGAUGGAGCUCGACCUCAGCCUCAACGACCUGGGCGACCAGGGCCCACUGCUGCUAUCCGAGGGCCUGGCGCACCCCGCCUGCAAGCUGCAGACCCUCCGGCUGGGCAUCUGCAGGCUGGGCCCGGCCGCCUGUGGGGCCCUGUCACAUGCACUGCAGCUCAACAGCAGCCUUCGGGACCUGGACCUGAGCUUCAACGAUGUGGGGGAUGCGGGGGUACAGCAGCUGGGGGAGGGGCUGCAGCACCCCACGUGCAGGCUGCAGAAGCUGUGGCUGGACAGCUGUGGCCUCACUGCUCAGGCCUGUGAACACCUCUCCUCCAGCCUGGCCACCAGCCAGACCCUGAGCGAGCUCUACCUCACCCACAACGCCCUGGGCGAUGCGGGCGUGCAGCUGCUGUGCCAGAGGCUGGCGCUGCCCGGCUGCCGGCUGCGCGUGCUCUGGUUGUUUGGGAUGCAGCUGAACAAAUCCACACACAGGAGGCUGGCAGCUCUUCGAAGAGCCAAACCUCACCUGGACCUCGGCUGCUGA
Dipodomys ordii (Ord's kangaroo rat) is the source of this 3162-nucleotide messenger RNA. It is a transcript of the gene Nlrp12, whose product is annotated as NLR family, pyrin domain containing 12. The record is from RefSeq and is a predicted model, not a curated record. The coding region runs from base 1 to 3162 and encodes 1053 amino acids. Gene Ontology annotation, biological process: negative regulation of canonical NF-kappaB signal transduction; negative regulation of inflammatory response; cellular response to cytokine stimulus. Gene Ontology annotation, molecular function: protein binding. NCBI's taxonomy places the organism in Eukaryota, Metazoa, Chordata, Mammalia, Rodentia, Heteromyidae. The transcript is spliced from 10 exons. Gene Ontology annotation, cellular component: cytoplasm.